GUUUGGGUUGUAAAUCUAAAUCUGGUGAAGUGGAAACAUCCACUUUGGGUGGAGAGUAUCUUUCUUUUCCCCUCGAUUCUUCUCCUCACAUUCACUCUCUCUCCUCUUUUUACAAAUCUAAUCUUUCGUUGUCUCUCUUCCAAAGGCUUUCCAUACUGCGUUUUUCAUAAUGUCGGAGAAAGUCUUCCCUUCCGCCAAGCCAGCCGCUACGGCGGUUCCGCCUGCUGUCAACGGCGGAGCUCCAGUGAAUAUGAAUGGUACAACAGCCAACGGUGGCACGACAAAAUCCCACCUUUAUAAUCCAACUUCUCGUCCACCUUACCGUCCACAACCCUAUCCCCGUCGCCACCGUCCACGGCGGAACUAUUGUUGCUGCUGCUGUUUCUGGACUAUCCUUAUAAUUCUCAUCCUUGCUCUUUUGGUAGCCAUAGCUGGUUCCGUGUUUUACGUCCUUUACCGCCCUAAUCGACCUUCGUUUACCCUUGCUUCCCUCCGUAUCCACCGCUUGAACUUAACAACCACCGGCGAUUCCUCUUCCUCCCAUCUGUCAACCCUUUUCAACUUAACCAUUUCCUCCAAAAACCCCAACUCCCACCUUUCCUUCUCUUACGACCCUUUCGUCGUUUCAUGCGUGUCGAGCAACAGUGAUGUUUUUAUAGGCAACGGGACAUUACCCGCUUUCGUGAGUAACAGCAAAAACGAGACAACUUUCAAAGGGGUGGUGGUAACGACAUCAAUUGAUCUAGAUGCAGAGACGGUCAACAAUUUGAGACCGGAUUUGAAGAAGAAGAAUGGGAUCUUGUUGAAAGUUCAGAUGGAUACUAAAGUGACAGUGAAAAUGGGUGGAUUGAAGAGCAAGAAAGUUGGGAUCAGGGUUUCGUGUGAUGGGGUUAAAGGGGUCCUGCCAAAAGGUAAAUCGCCAUCGCUGGCAAAUGUUUCUGGAGCCAAGUGUAAGGUUGAUCUCCGAAUCAAGAUCUGGAGAUGGACUUUUUAAGAACUCAAUCACAAAGUCUCAAAUCCCAAAUAUUUUUAUUUACAUGUAUUUUUUUUCUUUUCAUUUUUUACUUUUUUCAAUGCUUUUGAUUUUUUUUAAAUAACUUCUAUUUUUGUGUUUGUAAAAGGAAAUUAUGAAACAAAUCAAAGAAUCAAUGGAGGGUCAUUAGAUUUAGGAAAGAGAGAUGAAGAUGGUGAAACUAGUUUUGUUUAAAGAUUUUUAUAUAGCUUUGCUGCUCUGGUGUUUUUUCAAUUUUAUUUAUUUCAUGAAUGCAUUAUAAUACCUUGAAAGAAUUACUAUCAAUAAUUAUGGAAAUUUCAUUUCAUUUCCACCA
Molecule: messenger RNA, 1328 nt
Organism: Gossypium raimondii (Peruvian cotton)
Lineage: Eukaryota; Viridiplantae; Streptophyta; Magnoliopsida; Malvales; Malvaceae
Product: NDR1/HIN1-like protein 13
Exons: 1
Coding region: 170-994 (274 amino acids)
Cellular component (GO): plasma membrane
Source: RefSeq, a predicted model, not a curated record